This is a messenger RNA of Rhizopus microsporus ATCC 52813, 192 nucleotides long. RefSeq lists its product as uncharacterized. The record is from RefSeq and is a predicted model, not a curated record. Lineage: Eukaryota; Fungi; Mucoromycota; Mucoromycetes; Mucorales; Rhizopodaceae. The transcript is spliced from 2 exons. Bases 1 to 192 code for a protein of 63 amino acids.
AUGCAAGGCACUUUUUUAUUUCAUGGAGAAACAAAUGGAAAUAAUGCUCUUGUUAUGACGAAGACUGCUAUUGCUUCUCAAGGUAAGAACAAUAUCACGGAAACUUCUGUCACUAUACUCGAUUGGUAUAACAGCAGCAAUCUCUUCCAUUGUUGGAAGGCUGUGUGUGCGUCUAUCGCUUCCUUCAAUUAA